ACUACUAAAUAAGUCCCCACUGCUACACAGACCUGAGAAAUGCUUCCGGAAUUACGUAAAAUACAUAUCCAGGCGUUGUUGUAAUAUCUGGAAUGCGUCAGCAAAACCUAGGCAAGAGGAAUGCGCCUCAUACAGUCGUGUUCCCCUAAUCCGAUUUUGCGAAUGCAUGCCAGAUCUUACAACCCCUGGAUAGGUAUUUUGCGGAUCAGAUUACACCUUCAGAGACUUUUGCCUCCCUGACAGAGUGACCUGCCCUCCCAAGCAAGGUGUGAGGACCCUCAUCCUUCCUGUCUCCACACAUUCCCAUUCUUCUUCUCCUCUGCUGCUGCACCUCUCAGGGCAGAAUGGACCAGUCUGUGCAGGAGCUGUUUCUGAACUUCACAGUAGUCUUGAUCACUGUGCUGCUCAUGUGGAUCCUAGUCAAGACCUACCAGGCCUGAACCACCAGGGGACAGAUACAGGGGGAGAGAGAUGAAGGGCUGAGAAAUGGUGGAACUGGGUGGUACAUUUCAAUCCAGUUACUGCAGUUGCAAACAAUCUUGAAAGCUUACUGGGCGACAGGUAGCCUAUUGGUUAGAGAAGUGGGCCAGCAGCCCGGGUUGCUGGCAUCAUCCUAGAUGCCAUUGCCUGCUGUUGUGUCCUUGAGCGAGGCACUUGACCCCCUACAAUUUCUCUGCGGCUGAUCCAUGCGUCUGACCUAUUGCUUCCAGUCCCUCGUCUGUGUUUGUCUCAGGGGUUUGGGGUGUGAGCAUAAAGAGACAUUUCCAUUAACGGACCACAUAGCGAAUGGACAAUAUAGCGAACGGACAAUAAAAUACAAUACAUCUUAUAUUAUCUUAACUCUGAAACAUAGCAGUUGCACAUGGUCCCUGAGAAAUGAAGUGAAUACAAGAAAUGGAAAGGUAUAGAUAUAGCUUCACUGCUUCAGCUGUUUGAUAAGAAAGACAUGCAGUUCCUCACUCCUGCCUCUUAGAGGGACUGUAGUGUUGGAGUUUAGUUGGCAAGCAUUCUGUUUACAUGCUCUACAAUAAAAAUAAAUGUUAUUGUA
Messenger RNA from Oncorhynchus gorbuscha (pink salmon), 1048 nucleotides. RefSeq names its product sarcolipin-like. The coding region runs from base 345 to 440 and encodes 31 amino acids. Lineage: Eukaryota; Metazoa; Chordata; Actinopteri; Salmoniformes; Salmonidae. Gene Ontology annotation, molecular function: enzyme regulator activity. The record is from RefSeq and is a predicted model, not a curated record. The transcript has 2 exons. Gene Ontology annotation, cellular component: membrane.